GCAGACUGUAAUGGUUGCACUGCCCAUCAGAAGAGAAUGGCAACUUCAAAUGGCUCAAAGAUACUGAGAUUAGCGAUCAACAAGAUGAAUAGUUUUUUCAAAACCAAACAGAUAAGAGAAGCCGAAAAUGCAGCACAAGCCAGCAGUAGCAAGAUAUAUGGAAGAAAGCAGCCAACAGCUGAAGCCAGUUACAGUGCCAGAAGAACUACCAUCUGAUGAUGAAGGAAAACAAAUUCCCAGCAAAUUAGGAAAACAAAAUGAGGGGGGAUUACUUGAACAAACAGUAGUGACAGAGCAGAGAAAGGGUGUAAUUAGCAAGAGAGAGUUAAAGCAAGAUGACAAGUGCUUCAAGGCCAAGCUGCGGCUGCUUCAAGUCCACAGUGUUGAAGAUGUAAACCAACUAAUGAAUGUGGAUGUGUGUGAUGCAACUAAGGAAUGGACAAAUUUCCAGCUACUGAUGGUGAUUGGAAAGGAGAUAGCAUCUGGAAAGGAGAUAGCUGAUGCUAUCUUGGAUGAUUUUGUCAUAGAAUUUAUUAACAGUGAGGUAUAA
Diospyros lotus (date-plum) is the source of this 550-nucleotide messenger RNA. RefSeq lists its product as uncharacterized. Bases 128 to 550 code for a protein of 140 amino acids. Lineage: Eukaryota; Viridiplantae; Streptophyta; Magnoliopsida; Ericales; Ebenaceae. The transcript is spliced from 3 exons. The record is from RefSeq and is a predicted model, not a curated record.